Ylistrum balloti is the source of this 162-nucleotide messenger RNA. RefSeq lists its product as uncharacterized. The transcript has 2 exons. The record is from RefSeq and is a predicted model, not a curated record. Bases 1 to 162 code for a protein of 53 amino acids. NCBI's taxonomy places the organism in Eukaryota, Metazoa, Mollusca, Bivalvia, Pectinida, Pectinidae.
AUGUUACAUCUCGUCAGUAGUUAUAUCGUAGUUAUGUUACAUCUCGUCAGUAGUUAUAUCGUAGUUAUGUUACAUCUCUACAGUUAUAUCGUAGUUAUGUUACAUCUCGUCAGUAGUUAUAUCGUAGUUAUGUUACAUCUCGUCAGUACAGUUAUAUCGUAG